UAGAUAGCAAGUAAUGUUGUAGAAUUGACGUGUCUACACGCAAGGGAAAUCUUGAGUUCACGGGGCGAUGGAAUUCAUAGCUAAUUAAUCAGCUCGUUGACACAAUAUUUAGGUGGGCGACUUAACGAUUUGAUCGUUUUUCUAGCUAACGUUAGCAGUAAAGAGCAGUCGCUAGCCAACGUUAGCUUGUCGCGACUGCGUCAUUUGUGCAUAUCGUGAUGCGUUCUGCAGAUUAUUGGAUUUAUGUACGAUUUAGCUCAUUUGUAGGUGCCCCCUUUUUAAAAAUGCAAACUCUUUACUGAUUCGAAGUUUUCUAGAUAUUUGGCCAGCUAGAUAUUGCAACGUAAUAACGUAAUUAAAUAAUAUGAACCAAGGUUGGCAAGCUAACUAAAUAAUAAUCAGCUAACGUUAGCUAUAGCUAACUAACCUUUUGUUGACAUGAUUAAUAACCGAUUGCGCACAAGGUAGCAUACGAUAGCUAACAUUAGCUAUCAUCAAUGAACAUUCCAUUACUAUACAUGCUUUACAUUGGCUCUUAAAUUUGUUGUUUAUAAAAGCAGGAUCUGACUAAAAAAAUCAACGUGAUAAUUGUUAUUAGCCAAUUCCUCCAUAGCGUUCCCACAAUCCUCUGGCGGAACUCGGUAGCCAUGUUGUAGAUGGCCCUGGGAUAGCUAACGACGUUAGCCUGUUCACUGUUCGCGCAUUUGUGCACCACAUACCCAUUAAGCUGAAAGCCAGCGGCCUAGUGGCUUUCUCUGUAUUUCUCUAUUUCAAACGGGUCCACCAGAGACCGUUCGUAAUUUAUCUUCAAGUAUAAUACAGACGAAGUAACAGUUAGCCUGUGAGUUGUUGGCCACGUCUUAACUUCGUGGGAUGCACGCAGGUAUGGCCCUCAACUGAUGUGAAAGGUGCUGGACAUGGCAGAAGGGAUUGAUGUUGGCGAGAUGCCCUCUUUCCAGCUGGUUCCCAGUUCUGAAGCAAAAAAGAGGCCGAUUUCAUCUGAUGGCAGGGAAGAGCCUAUGAGGAAGAUGCCUGUGUCCAAGUUUGGUCCUCGACCCCGGUUUGAGCCUGUGCACUUUGUGAGCAGCGGCACCACUGGUGGCGGGGGUGGCGGCGGCACGGAUGAGAAGGAGAACGAAAAGGAGCGCAGGAGGGGCGAGAUGAACAGCAUGCGACAGAGGGACUUUGAGAGCCUGUCGUCAUAUGGCAGCAGACCGUACAGCUCCCCCGGGUCGUCCUCUUUUUCCCAGAGCGCCACACCGUACUCGUCCGACUCCUGGGCCCGCAGGAGGGACAGGGACAGGGACCGAGACAUGGCCGCCAGCACCUCCAGUGGCCUGGGAUUCGGGAGCCGAGGGUGCUCCUCAAACUUUAUGGCGAGAACGCAGCAGGACUACUCUGCCAGAUAUGAAGCGCACGGCGCCAGGCAGUCAGACUCCUCUUUUCAGGCCCGUAGGUUUGAGGAUUUUCGGGGAGGCAGCCGUUCCGGAGGCAGCUGGGAUUCGGGGCGUCAGGGCAUAGGCUUCGGGCACCAGGACAGGCCUCCUUCCAGCAGGCCUUUUAGCAGGGUCUACAGCAGCCCUGGGGACAGCAGCCCAUCUUCCCAGUUUGGGUCUGGCUCUUCUCAGCCUGCUCCCAUCUCCCAUGCUACGCUGGACGAGAAGCAGAGGCUUAUUGCCCGGGUGUCGGCAGCCAUGGCCAUCACUUUCAAAGACCCUACGUCCAUGAGCGGCCCUGACACGCCAAACUACAACUUCAUCCUGAGUCGCAGUAUCCAGGCCUGCAAAACCAAUCCAGAGUACAUCUAUGUCAACCUGAAGGACAUCCAACCUUCAGACCUGCCCAAGAACAGGAAGGUCCCCUCAGACGGUUAUGCCUGUGAGCUGAGAUGCCAGUGUGUGUACCUGUCCACUGGGUACUCUGGCAGUAAAAAUGGGGCCCGGGACCGGGCAUCUGAGCAGGCGGUUAAGCUCUUCCUAAAGCCCGUGGAGGUGCGGGUCGUGCAGCGUAAGUACAGGCACACGUACGUCAAUGACAUAGUGGUGUGCCAGAUGCACUCCCCAACCCCGGCCUUCCUGCCUGCACUACGCAACCCUGAGGACAAGCCACCACCCAGCUCCAAGGGCCAGUAUGAGCACGACCGUCGCAAGCACUGGACCGAGUUCGUUAUCGUGGACAACGCCCACGAUGCCAUCUGCAUCCUCAACAACUCGGCCGCCUUCAACCGGAUGAAGAUCGACUACCGGUUCGAUCCGGUACCUAACAGCAGCGUCUGGCAGUGCAGUGUGUACUUGCAAGACGAGCUGGUGGCACAGGCUAACGGGAACAAGAAAACCUCCAAGCACGCAGCUGCGGAGGAGGCCCUGAGGAAGCUUCGCCUCAACCAGGCAGCCAAGCAGCAGGAGCAGCAGAUCUCCAGGGGGAAUCACCACUACUCUGAGCCCUCAGGCAGCCGCUACGGCCACCAUGGCGGCAGGAAGAAGCACCUCAGCGAGCUGGUCAUCCUGGAGAACUCGGACAACGCCAUUUGUAUCAUCAACGACACGGCGCAGUUCAACAAGGUGUCCGCUGACUACAAGUUCAUGGUGCUGCCAGACCACCGCUGGAGGUGCGAGGUGUACCUGGAGGGCCAGUAUGUGGCGGCCGGCGUCGGACCCAAGAAGACGGUGAAGCACAUUGCUGCAGAGGAGGCCUUAGCCACUCUCAGGCAGACUCAGGCUGUGGUCAAGUCCAAUUUGAGGAAGGAGGGCAACGUUGAUGCCAUCUCCCGAAACCAGAUCCUGGCCCGGUCUGGGGAGGAGGCCACCCGCCAGGAGAUCAAGGAAGACAACAUCGGGAACCAGCUGCUGCGCAAGAUGGGCUGGAAGGGCGGCGGGCUUGGCCGGGAGGGGGACGGUAUCUCGGAGCCCAUCAAGGUCAAAGAGCAGUUCUCCAGGGAGGGGCUCGGACUGGACGCGGACAAGCCCAUGAACCAGCUCAGCAAGCGCGACAUAGAGGACAUCAUCCGCAACUACGCCAGCUCGGAACGGCAGGACGAGCUGCGCUUCUCCACGGAGCUGAACAACGACGAGCGCAAGCAGAUCCACCAGAUAUCCCAGAAGUACGGCCUGCGCAGCAAGUCCUACGGCCAGGGCCGGCAGCGCUUCCUCAUUGUCAGUCGCAAGGUCCACAAGGACCAGCUCAUUGGCCAGCUCCUGCAGGAGGGUCAGGUGGGCCGAUACGAAUUGGUAAAACCGCAGGCCUCGCACUGACUGAGCUGCCAGGACCUGUGCAGUGGAACUUUGCAGUACUCCAUUGUUAUGGGGUAAUAAAUGCACUUCAUAAAGGUCCUAUCUUUAUUUGUUUUUGUUUUCUUUCCUUUUCCUUCAGAAGCGAAGUUAAACGCGUAUUUCAAAUUGGCAGUUUUUCCCCCCUGGAAUCAUUCAUGUUGCACUGUGUUCCUUAUCUUUUCAACGAGUGAAGACUUGAUGUGUGUCAUGAUUGAGAAGAGGUUAUUGGACUUAAAGGUUUGCAUUUGUUGGAUCAAAUUUCUCUCUACUCCUCUGCUUCUCCUAAAUGUCAUUCCACGAUUCCUUUUAGUGUAACCUACUGUAGCUUGCACCCUUUGUCUAUGUAUUUAGAUUAACUUAAGCACCAUGUACUGUAUUGUACAUAAACUACCGUCAUGAUUUUUCUCCUAACAUGUGAAUCAAAUACUGGAGUUAAAUAAGAUGCAUACUACAAAGGGAGCCAUUAAAAAAAAAAAAAAAAGAAAAGAAGCAUUUGCAACAUUUGACCUCUGGAAACAUUGCAUAAGUGUCAUUUAGGUUGUAUGUCAUGUGAGUAUGGUAUACUAGGAUUGUAAUAAAUCCUUUUCUCUGAUGGCAUAUUAAUCUAUAUUGUAUUAAAAUGCAUUGCUCGUGGUCAUUAACUUACUACAUUGUGAAAAACCUUGCAAAGAGCCAGACACUUUCCAAGCAUUUUUUGGGACCUAAAAUGUUUCUGCUUUAACGUAAAAGGAUUUCACUAUUCAGAGUGAAAUAUCAGGUCACGUCUUUUCGCUUAUUUUAGGAACACUGAUGUUGCUGCAAAAGAAAAAAGAAAAUCUGUAGUAUUUCUUGGGUGAUAGUGAAGGUUUAGAGAUCCAAGCUGUGCUUGAGUUGGAAAUUUGGAUUUCCUUGACCAGGUAAAUGCAGACUUUACUGUCCAGCAGUAAUUUCUUCUUGACAUGUUGCAUAAAGUUUAUGUGGAUACAGUUGACUUGUCUGCCUGUUUUUACAGCUGUAAUAACCAUGAAUAACAAAUAAAUUAAAUCUGAAAGGAA
This is a messenger RNA of Anguilla rostrata (American eel), 4303 nucleotides long. RefSeq names its product NFKB repressing factor (gene nkrf). Bases 918 to 3251 code for a protein of 777 amino acids. Gene Ontology annotation, cellular component: nucleus. The transcript is spliced from 3 exons. Gene Ontology annotation, molecular function: nucleic acid binding. NCBI's taxonomy places the organism in Eukaryota, Metazoa, Chordata, Actinopteri, Anguilliformes, Anguillidae. The record is from RefSeq and is a predicted model, not a curated record.